GAAAGGAAUAUCAGCCAAACAAGCAAAUGACGUAUUACCAUUUUAACCUAUAUAAGCUUUUAUAGACAUAAACAACUUGUAAAUAGGUUUAAUUUUAAAUAUUUUUAUCAGAUCUUACCGUAAGUUACAAAUUAGACCAAACAUGGAGUCUAAAUGGUAUUUAUUUCCCGGUCAAACUCUUGAAAAUACCAAAAUCUCCGAUAGGGUACAUGCUUUGCACAUAACAAAAACAGGCUGGGAUGGGAUUACCAAACAUUUGGAUAGAAAAAAAUUAAUACAAGAAGCAGCAGAUAGAGAAGCGGCUGUAAAAAAAUACUUGGACGAAGGGUCCAAAAAUAUGACGAAGGAAUGGGAAAAUUCAUUAGAGAAUGUGAGACGGCGAAAAGAAGAAGAACGAGUUCGUCUUAUUGAAGAAAAAAAAGAAGAGCGGCAAAGAAGAUUUUUGGAAUUAAGGAAAGAACAGGAAGAAAUCAGGGGCAAGUAUAUGGAAAAAGUUAAAAAACAAAUUUUCAUGACCACUGGACAUGCCAGAGAUUUAACAAGUGCCUUAGUAAUGUCCGAAGUACUUUUCGAAAGACAAAAGCAGCAAGAGUUCCAAAACAAAAUUAAAAAACAUGAGAAAGAAGAGGAUGAAAAAUAUCUUAAGAUCCUACUGGAGAAAGAGAAAAAAGAACUGGAGAAAGAUCAAGAGAAGAAGAUUAAAAAUUUUGAAAAAGAGCAGCAAUAUGUUAAAGAGCUUAAAAAAAUAAUUAAGGAGAAGGAGGACCUGGAGAGGACUCUAAAGGAAGAGAAAGUUAGGAAAGAAGCACUGGAUAAUAUUGAGGCUGUAAAGGAGAUGGAACAGUUAGAUGAAAUAGUUUUUAAAGAAAAAAUGAAGAGAAAAAAAUGUCUUGCGGAACAAAAAAAAAUAUUUUUACAAAAACAAAAAGAGAUACAGCAGCAAAAAGUUAAAGAAGAAAAAGAAUUGGAUGAAGUAAUUGAAAUAUACAAAGAAGCUAAACAUAAAAUUGAUUGUAUGAAAAAAGCCCGAGAAAAAGAGUUACGAGAACAAGAAAUCCAAAGACGUGAAAAAAUUGCCAAAAUGGUCAUGACGGAGCAGGAAAAUCGUAGUGCAGCCGAAGAAAUGACUAUUAAAAAAGCGAUGGCUGAAAAAGAAGCCAUUGAAAUGGAAAAAAUCAAGUCCCGUGCGGAGUUUGACGCUAAAAUGAAAGAAGAACGUCUAAGAAACCGUGAAGAAGUUUUAGCGAGAGAAGCGGAACAAAAAAGAAAUGAGGAAGAAGUGAAAAAAUGGGAGCUACUUAAUCGGUACAAAACUGACGAGUAUAUGAAAAAAUAUGAAGCCAACUGCAAACAAAAGCUUUGGGAGAAAAUAUUAAACUAUCGAAAGGAAUUAUGCGAGCAAAUGGUAGAAAACCAAUUAGAACAACUAAAAGAGAAAGAAAUCGAAAACGCCAUGAUGAUAUCAAGUGAAGCGAAAGAGGAUGCCAAAUUUUUCGAGUAUGCCCGUGAAGUGAUCGAGUUAGCUAAGAAGAAAGGUCGAAGCACUUACCCCAUUGAAAGAGUUAUUGUGAAAUACAUGAAAGAAACGAAUACUGAUACAGACCUGAUCGGAAAGGACGAACAUAACGAUCUUUGCAAGAAAAAGCCUGUUUUGGUGAAGAAGAACCCUAAGAAUCGCAUUUGUCAUUGCAAUGUGAAAAAAUAAAUAUAAAAGUAAAUGUAUACAUUAAAA
This is a messenger RNA of Anthonomus grandis grandis, 1732 nucleotides long. Its product is annotated as golgin subfamily A member 6-like protein 6. NCBI's taxonomy places the organism in Eukaryota, Metazoa, Arthropoda, Insecta, Coleoptera, Curculionidae. The record is from RefSeq and is a predicted model, not a curated record. The transcript has 10 exons. The coding region runs from base 143 to 1705 and encodes 520 amino acids.